Drosophila willistoni is the source of this 7973-nucleotide messenger RNA. Its product is annotated as brefeldin A-inhibited guanine nucleotide-exchange protein 3. Gene Ontology annotation, molecular function: guanyl-nucleotide exchange factor activity. The coding region runs from base 293 to 6475 and encodes 2060 amino acids. The record is from RefSeq and is a predicted model, not a curated record. NCBI's taxonomy places the organism in Eukaryota, Metazoa, Arthropoda, Insecta, Diptera, Drosophilidae. Gene Ontology annotation, biological process: regulation of ARF protein signal transduction. The transcript is spliced from 9 exons.
CAAACAAAAUUAAAUAUGGCAACGUCUGUGUUGGCGCUAAUUGAGUUGUUAUUGAUGGCAUCCCAGGUUAAAGAGCUUGAGCUCUAGCAAACCAAUUCCUAUCCUACAUCUCUCCACACACACACACAAAUUGGAGCCCGACAAGAACAAAGAACCUCAACAAUAACGCCAAGAAGUCAACCUAGCCUAAAGAGAGAGAGAGAGAGAGAGAAAGUGUGGCGGACAGCAAUUCAAUUGCCGCACAGUAAAAAACCAAAAAAAAAAGUAACACAAAAAAAAGAAGGCGUGCAAUAUGGAAGACCUAUUUCUACUGAUUAUCAAGGAGUCAACGGGCACCAAGCACAAUGCUCUGCGUCAAACGGCUCAAAUUGCUUACGAUAAACUAUAUCGACAACAUGGCAUACAUCGAGAUCCAUCGCACGAAUUGCGCUCCGUUUGUUUCACGGCACUGCAAAUGGCCUUGGACACGAAGCGGCCAAAGUUCAUCACAAUGGGCCUCAACGGUCUGCAUCGCGUUAUCAAGGACGAACGUUUCUAUAUUGGCCUCGAACCGGAAGAUGAUUCCGUGUGGCUCCCCUCGCAGCUGUUACGUGCCACCAAUGGCAUCCUGCCAUCAUCGAGCAGCGAGGACACAGUAGUAAAUGUGCUCCGACUGUUCCUGGCCAUGGCCUGCUCCCCGGCCUGUACUCUGAAUGGCCGUCUGCUCAUAGAGAUACUGUCGCGUUGCGGCGAGUGCUGGGAAAUGGGUUCGAGGGCAACAAAGGCCGCUUCCCUGGCGGCAGCCUCCCAGUGUCUGCGCACCUUUUGCGCUUUUCUCAUAGAGGAGGCCGAGGAGGUUAAAAAGACGGCACCAGCCGGUCUGAUGACACAAACCCAGGCAUCGGCGGUUUACAACGAGGUGAUACCGGUGAUGCAAUGGCUCUGCAGUCGCCUGGUCGAGCCCAAUGUGAACGCAUCGCCCAAUAAGAAGAGCGAGAAUCCCAGUUCGCUCUAUCUAACAGAGUGCAUACUGACCCUGAGCUCGGCCUUGCCCAGGAACGUUCACGCCAAUCCGCAUUUCACAUCGUUUUUGUGGCAAAAGUUCUGUCCCACAUUGGCAGCUGCCUUAGGAUCGCCAGGCAGAAUCAAUCUAGACAAGAAGUUCACCUACAAGGAUGCCCUUCACAUGAUUGAGAACGAGGCGAGGGGGUUUUUCACAGGUCCAGGCCUGGAUGGGCCACAGGCACGUUGUGUCUACUUGACAGCGAUUCAACUGCUGCGCAUUGCCGGAGCUCAUGGAUCAUUGCGACCCAUGCUGGAGGCUUUAUUCCAUCGAAUGCUGCUACUGCCAGCACCCCAGAAUCGCACUGAGCCGCUGAAGUGCGUGCGCGAGAUUUUCAAGAGUCCAGAACGACUGAUAGAUCUCGCCGUUAUCCUCUAUGUGGACAAGAACACAGCUCAGGGCUGCAGCGAUGAGAUGGCCCUGUUUCGUCUCCUGGUGGAUGCUAUGGAGGAGUGUGCCUAUGGAGCCAGCGCUGGCAGUGCCACCGAGGCGAGCCUUCAAGCGAGCGUGGAGUGCAUGGUUGCUUUGCUGGACAGUCUACAGGUUCUGUGCAGCGGCGAACUGACAGAGUCGAUGAUAAGUGAUCAGAUUGUCCAGGUGGUAAACGGGCGUCAUGAUCUGCUCAAGGAUGCCGACUAUUCGGGUCCCCUGACCUAUCAGAGUAUGGCCCGUUUGCCGGCACCCUAUCGUGAUGCCAUUGUGGAAUUCCGGCAAAACGUAUUCGAGACUUCAUCGGGCUCGGAGAGUGAAGGUGAGCCGCCGCAUGAGCAGGAUGUAGCUUCAAAUGGAUCGGGCGACACAGAGGGUCCCGAGGACGAUGAUCCCAGCAGCUCAAGCGAUGAAACUUCGCGGGUGGAGAACCGUUGGCCCUACUCCCAUCUGGAGGCGCCCGUGAUGCCCAUACGGACAGACAGCGACAAUGAUCGCCAGCAUGCCCGUGAUUUCGCCAGGGCUUUGCGCCAGGAUCUGGUGCCCAAGCUGCUUCGGUUGCGCAGUUGUGUGGAGUUGGACGAGGCCAUGCAGGAGUUCGCCUCGGCCGUGUGCCAGGAGAACAGCAUGAACUUCUCCGAUUUCGACUACAAUCUGACGGCCAUCAAUGCGGAUGGCAUCUAUUUGGCCAUUUACUCCUCGCUGCUGCUCAGUCUGCAGCUAAUGAAGGCGGGCUACUACGAACAAGCCCUCUCCAAUAAGGAUAUUCUGGUGCCCAUGUCGGAACAGCAGUUUGUCACCUCGGUACAGAACACUGGAGUGCUCGUCUACCUGUCUUCGCCUUGGCUGUGUGAGCUCUAUCAGUCGGUGAUUGUUUACAACAUCCUCGAGUCGAUGACGCGGGCCCAACUGGAGGGCACUGGUCCGCGUUGUGCCCUGGUGGACAUGCUCUGCGAUGCCGGGGGUCUGGGUGCCACCCAAAUGCUGUCCGAGUGGCAGCGACUCCAGACGGCGACGGUCAAACACAGCGACGAGCUGAACGACAAGAGACGCGAAGCGGCGAAGAAACUGUGUCGAAGAUUGCUCACCUGCUGCUGGGACUCCAUGGUAAUUGUCCUGAGCUCUGGCUUGGGCGAUCUGCAGACGACAGCCUCAAACAAACUGGUGGCCCUCUCCAAGCGUACGCUGAGAGUCAAGGCCAAGACGAACAAAUCGAACGGUGAAGCCUUGUAUGCCAUGUGCCUCGACGGAUUGCAUUCGGCCGCCACUCUGAGCAACAGUUUGAAUCUGCAACAUUUGGCGGGCAAGAUAUUGAAUCUGCUGGCCUCCAAUGUGUGCCAGACAACUGGGCCACGCAUCUCGGCCAGUCAAGCCAUGUCUAUGGAUGUCGUCCUUACUGGUGGCCUCAACUUGGGUAGUUACAGCGCCGACUGCUGGCAGAGUAUCUUUGCCGUUUGUCGUCAUGUUAGCCAGUUGGAGCAUGAGAUCUUCAGCAUGCAGAAUCCACCAAUAUCCGCUUCACCCGGUAGCAGUCGUCGCGAUCUUGAGACGGGAGAGAAGCUAAACAAUGGCAAUAGUGUCCAGGAUAAGCUAAAUCUAUCUUCCAUACCCAUAGAUGAUGAUGAGACUUGUGUGGACGUCUAUAGCUUCUUGCAGGCUCCCAUGCAGAGUCCCAAUACGAAUAUCACUUCCAUUCUGAAAGUCUAUUCGGGGACCAAUGAGACGGUGCUAUUGAGUCAAUGCGAUACUUCUAAAGUCUUGUGUGCGUUGUCCCAUCAGGCGGAGAAUCUGUUCAGUGAUGCCGCCGAACGUCUGAGUUUGCCCUCGCUGUGUCAGUUCCUCAAGCAUCUGUGCCGCGCCUCCAGAGAGCAAUUGUACAAGAGUCAGGUGGCUCGCAAAGGUGGCCGCAUCUGGUGGCCUAGCAAGGGGUGGAAGAAACUGGACUCGUUGCCCAUGUCUCUACUGCUACAUAGGAUCGGAGACGUCACCCUGAAAGUAUUUCGCAGUUCCCGGCCCUUGCUGCAUGUGCUCAAGGUGUGGGCCAUUACGGGACCCCAUCUGAUGGAUGCUGCCUGUCAUCGGGACCGGAUGAUAUCAAAACGAGCCAUUGAGUAUAUUCACGACAUCAUCACCGCUCUAUUGGUGGAGCAAUCGGAGCUGCCGUACUUCCAUUUUAACGAAGCCCUGCUAAAGCCCUUCGAGAAUCUGCUAAGCAUGGACACCGAUGUCGAUGUGCAGGAUCAGAUUGUCGCCUGCCUCUAUGAGGUUGUCGAGGCGCAUCGCACCGAGAUUCGUUCCGGUUGGAGGCCUCUCUUUGGCACGUUGCGCAAUGCCCGAAGUCGCAUGUUGAAUAUGAGCAAUAUCAUUGACAUCUUCCGGGUCUUCCUUGACUCGGACAAUACGCUGGUAUUCGCCAACGCCGGCCUGGAUUGCAUAUUGUGCCUGCUAUCGUAUCUAGAGAUUUCAGGCGGUGCUCUUAGUAAUAAUAAUAACAAUGCCUGCGGGGGCGGCAGCGGUGGGUGCGACAAUCCGACAGAGAGUGCCCCGGACAAUGCAGCUUUUCGUCCUACAGACUUCCUGCACGAAACGCUGCGCUUCCUGGAACGCUGCUCGAGCAUCCUUGGGUUCAUGUACAGCAUGCCCAAGUGUCCCAAUUUCCAUUCGACCUACAAGAUCAAGGGCAUCUCGUACACUCAUAUCAUUGACGCCAAUAUACCCAGCUCCAUGGAGAACUUCACCUAUUUUGGCAACGACUAUCUGCAGACCAAGAAUGAGCAAUAUAUGAUAUCGUACCGUUCGCUGCACAUCGACAAGGACACAAUUGUAAAGAUCGAUGAGAUGGACAAGCCAUCGGGAGUGCUGAAAGUUUGGUUCCUGCUCCUCGAUGGACUGACCAAUUCGCUAAUCGUCUGCCCCUAUUCGCAUCAGGCGCCCAUUUUGCAAACCAUAUUCAAGUUGUUUAAGAAUCUUCUGUCCACGCCGGGCAUAGAUUUCGGAUUCUACUGCAUCAACCAUCUUCUGAUACCCAUGAUCCAGGAUUGGUUGCGCUACAUUAACAAGACGGGCGCCUCCUGGCAGCUCAUUGAAAAGAAUUUCAAGCACUGCUGCUGCAUGACCACAGAUCUAGUCGUGGAGUUCAUUGAGAAAUCCGUGCCAGAGCAACGAAGAUUGGGGGCCAUCACAAAGACGCGUUUGACCCAGAUAGUUCAUCCCGCCGAUAAUCUAAUCUACUCCAAGUUAAAGUUCGUCACCGAGAGAAUAGAGCAACCGCAGCAGAAGGCUUCGGAGGGUGGAUUUACCAAUCAUCAGUAUGACAGCAGCUCCAGUUCGGCCAGUGACGAGCAGGCCACAGGAUUGGGCAAUGCAGGGCCAGCAUCGGGCCCGGGGCCAGGUGGUAAUCUGGGUAUUGAAUCACCAACCAAAAUCUCUGGAUCAGCCACAUUGGCUCUCAAGCAAUUGCUUCUAGUGCUCAUUGAGUGUGCUGCCCAAUCUCAGGAGGCGAUAGCCCGCAUUUCGGUGUCGUGCCUGAAGCACGUCAUCCUGUCCACGGGCAUGCUCUUCAAUGAAUCCCAAUGGAUGAUUGCCUGUUCGGCAAUCCAUCGAGCCUGCACAGUGACCAUUGCCCCGCUGCGUCAAUUGUCCUUCGCCUUCCACGAGAAGUCCAAUAGCUUCUAUGGCGACUGUGCCAAUGUCAAGGUGGCCGCUCGUCGAGAUAGCACUCUGGAGGAAUUGGCCCGCAUCUAUUCUCUGGCCCAGCAGGUCUUCCUUUCUGACAAUCAACGAGAACCAAUGCAGGGACAGAGCCAGGUUCAGGGCCAGAGUAUGAGUUCAACCACAGCCAAGACUGCAUCCGGCCAACUGUCGGACGAUAGAAGCUAUUCCUUUUUGCUUUACCCCCUGAACAAUGGCUUCAAUUCCAAUCUAGAUAACUUUGUGAUCAGAAUUCCGUUCAAGAAUCUUGUCGUUGGACUUCUCGCCAAUCAAAUGCUGCUCCAGUUGGUGGCCAAGCUGCUGCUUUCGCGUCUUAAGUGUGUGCCCCAGGCUGUAUCCACCUGCAUCUUUGAUAACUACGCCACCUCGGCGGCCACGCCCACUCACGACUACGAUCUGGAUUUUCGCUCCAAGGAGAUUCUCCUGCGUUGUGUGAAGCAAUAUCUCAUGUCCGCCCUGGAGUUCGAUUCGCGCCCGGGCCUGAAGUUUCUCAUGCAAAAGGUUUCGAAUAUCGAGUAUGCGGCCAAUCUGUACAAGCAGAUGACCUCAUCCUGGAUGAUUUACUAUAUAGCCCUAGUGGAUUCGCAUCUCAACGACAUUGUGGUAUACAAUCUGGGUCCCGAGGACUUGAAUUUCAUCCUGGAGUCCUGUUCCCGCCUCAACACGACAACCGUCAAGAAGAAGGAGAAUUUUGUGCGUUAUUUGUUCUGCCUUCAGGAUGCUUGGAAUCUGGUGUGUGAGCUCUAUCUAAGCAACUCGGCUCUCCAUGACAUUGAAAACGGAAAAUUGCGCAAUUGUCCGGAUCAGGGAAGGGCAGGGCAGAAAUUGCCAUUGCAUUCCAAGCACAUGGGAAUGUGCGUUGGCAUGUCUCUCAACGGCAACGGACCGCCCACUGGAGAUGCGGGCAGCAAUGGAUCUACCACGGACUCAAACACCUCGCCAUCGCCCACCAAGUGUGUGCAGCUGGAGGAGGAGAACGUGACCAUGACCACACUGAUUAGUGAAUUCCAGCCCAAGUGUCGCAAUAAUCCGUUUGACACAAACCGACAGGCCAAGUCGGAGGCGGAAUCAAUCUCACCGGAAAUCGAACAACAGCGAGCCAGCAGCAUUCUAAAGGAUUCCAACUACAAGAGAGCUGCCUUGGCCCAACUGGUGGUUGCCUCGAUGGAGCUGCUGCGCUCUUUGCCCACCGAGGCUGAGGAGAAUUUGAAAUUAUUGAUGACACCAACCAUACGGGAGGCAUUCCGUUUGGUCCAAUUGCAGGGAAAUGAACUAAAGGUUAAUCAAUUUUAGGCUAUGCUUGUUGAGUUUUAUUUUGAUCUGUAGGUGCAUCAACAACAGGCUCCUACUCCAAAUCCAAUUUACUACUCCCUCCCUCCCUCUCUCUCUCUCUCUCUCUCUCUCUCUCUCUGUCUAUUUAUAUCUUUCUAUUUAUCCUUCACAUGCACAUUCCCUCCCUCCCUCUCUCUAUUUCUUAUUUUCUCUCUGUGUGUGUCCUUGUCGUCCUCGGCCCGCCAGGCAAUACCAUUUCAAAGUAAAAGCUCAACAUGUUCAGCACAAAGUUAAACUGAAAGUACAAGCAAACCUCUCGAUGAAGAUUUCAAAAAGAAUUAGCCCUGUACAUUAUUGAAUUAGUAGAUACUUUGUCCUAGCUCCAUUCCGCACUCAAACACCUACCCACCCACUCAGCCAGUCACCCAUUGAGACAAUUGUAAAUCAAAAUUAAAUUGAAUCGCAAUAAUGUGUGUUGUGCCUCUCUCUUUCCACUCUCUCUCUCUCUCCCUAUCUCUCUCUCUCUCUCUCUCUAUCUUGAUAGAUAAAGUAAAACUAGUAACUAGAAAAGAGAUAUGUUAAGCCAUAUAACGAGGAGGAGAAGAAGGAAAAUGAGAAAAUAUAUGAUAGAAGAUAUUUAUUUUUGAUGGCAUUUAAACGAGUUCUAGCAGCAAGGAGUAGCACCGUGGGAUCCCAUAGAUCCCAUAGUCCAGAGAGAAUCAACUCUGAUGGGAAUUUUAAUAUAGUUUUGUAGUGUAUGUGUCCCACAUUCUCCUAAAAGUAGACUAUACAUAAUUAAAUCAUAAAGAUACUUUCCCAUUGCGCUUUUUUCCUGGGUUUUUCUCUUUUGCAAUCUAAAGGAAAGUAUAAUCGACAUAUCUUUAACGCUUUACCCUAGCAUCUUUCUACAAAUACUUAUAAUUUUCUCAGUAAAUGGGUAAAAGGGUCUCACCUCUAGUUUAAGUAGCCGCCCCCGAACUAAGUUCGGCUGUGCCGAAAUUUGUUUACCCUCCAUUGGUUCUAUCUCUUGAGUUAGUUAUACCUAAAGGCAUCCAUAAAUAAUGAACAAUAGUUCCUAUGGGAGCUAUAUAAUAUAUAGUCGUCCGUUAUGCAUAUGAACUCAGUUCAUUACGCUGAUCAAAAAUAUAUAUUUACAUAUAUGUAUUGAUAUAUAUACAUUCCUAGCAAGGGUACUAAGGAAAUACUGUAUUAAAGAUGCUAAAGAAACUCUUCUUUUUUAGCUCAAUGUUAUGUAAACAAAGGCGGAUCUAAGAAUGUGAAAUGUAUGAAAUUGCCCCCUUAAGUAUGCAAUAGCUAAUCGAAAAAUGCUCUAUAAAUAAUGUGUACAACAUUCCAAAUCAUUCCAAAGAUUAAACUUUUAACUGCCUAUGCAUACUUUAGGGGGCUAAUUAGCCACAUUUCAUAUGCUCGGAUCCGACACUGUAUGUGAACAAAGUGUAAACUGUAUUAUAGUUAUUAAUUUCGCAUAAUUAUUAUUAUAUAUAUAUAUAUACAUACA